This is a messenger RNA of Radiomyces spectabilis, 219 nucleotides long. RefSeq lists its product as uncharacterized. The annotation marks the transcript as partial. The record is from RefSeq and is a predicted model, not a curated record. The transcript has a single exon. Lineage: Eukaryota; Fungi; Mucoromycota; Mucoromycetes; Mucorales; Radiomycetaceae.
AUUGCAAAUUCCCUGCCGAAGCAUCAAGCGCUUGUCCACAGCUUGAAAAACGAUGGACACACAAUCGUCGGCUAUGUCCGGAAAUCGUUAACCAAUGACCAUAAAGGAAACCAAAUCAAACUGCUGCAAGCAAUGUGCGACAAUUUUAAGGAAAGGUCGAUGGUGGACGUGGUCUUUGGCUCCACUUACAGCAAAGCAAAACGAUCCGUUUUGCAAUAG